This is a messenger RNA of Megalobrama amblycephala (Wuchang bream), 2353 nucleotides long. RefSeq names its product UDP-GlcNAc:betaGal beta-1,3-N-acetylglucosaminyltransferase 7 (gene b3gnt7). Gene Ontology annotation, molecular function: hexosyltransferase activity. The record is from RefSeq and is a predicted model, not a curated record. The transcript has 2 exons. Gene Ontology annotation, cellular component: membrane. NCBI's taxonomy places the organism in Eukaryota, Metazoa, Chordata, Actinopteri, Cypriniformes, Xenocyprididae. Bases 230 to 1459 code for a protein of 409 amino acids.
GGCACGCACGCUUUAAAAGAAACCGGCAGACAUUUCAAGUAUGUAGUGCAUUCACAUCUUCACGUGAAACUCCGUGUUUCGGAGUUAUUUUUUAUCGUCUUUUGUCGCGUUUCUUUUCAAUCUGAAACUAUGCACCGGAUUGUCUAAAGAGACUGUUUCAUCUGAAGAGCAGAAGACCUAUUUCACUUAUCUUAUAUAAAAUAAAACACAGACAAGACAAACUCUCAAAAUGAUGACCACAAGAGAACGAUGGAGAGUUUACAAGCGCAUUAGCCUGAUGUUCUUCCUGGCUAUAGUCACACUUACUGUGGUUCACAAAGGAAACAUCACCUCAUUACAAGACUUCCAGACAGACAGGAUCGAGAGGCAAACACGGAUGGAGCUCAUGGCGGAAGGCGAGCUGCAGAAAAGGGGCUUGGUUACUAUAAACUUCUGGAAGAGUAUGCAAAGACUGGAGUCCAACACAGAAGGUCCAAGAACAACCCAAAGGCAAAGGCCUACAACCUGGGACGUCACCGCCUCCAACUGCAGCAUCAACCUCAACUUCUCUUCAUCAGAUUGGUUCACAGGUCUCGAAGCCAACUUCAAGCAGUUUCUGGUCUACAGGCACUGCCGAUACUUUCCCAUCCUCAUGAAUCAUCCAGAGAAGUGCGCUGGAGACGUAGACUUGCUGAUGGUCAUCAAGUCAGUAAUAACACAGUAUGAUCGAAGGGAGGUCAUAAGGCAAACUUGGGGCAAAGAACAAGUGAUCAACGGAAAAAGAAUCAAAACCAUUUUCCUUCUCGGAGUGUCGUCCAACGAAGAAGAACGGGCGAACCAUCAGAAGCUUCUGGAAUAUGAGGAUUACAUUUACGGAGAUAUCCUGCAAUGGGACUUCAUGGAUAGCUUCUUCAAUCUUACCCUCAAGGAGAUCCACUUCCUAAAAUGGUUCUCCAUCUACUGCGGAAGCACCCGCUACAUCUUCAAAGGAGACGAUGAUGUGUUUGUCAGUGUUCCCAACAUCUUGGAGUAUCUGGAAGUCAGCAAAGACUUGAAGGACCUGUUUGUUGGCGACGUUCUCUUCAAAGCCAAGCCCAUUCGCAAAAAGCAUAACAAGUAUUACAUCCCUCAAGCCUUGUAUAAUAAGACGCUGUACCCACCGUAUGCCGGUGGAGGUGGUUUCCUGAUGGAUGGCCCUUUGGCACGGAAACUCUACGAUGCUUGCGAAACUCUGGAACUUUAUCCUAUCGAUGAUGUGUUUCUUGGAAUGUGUUUGGAGGUGCUUCAAGUAACUCCAAUAAAACACGAAGCUUUCAAAACGUUUGGGCUUGUGAAGAACAAAACCAGUCGACUGAACAGGGAGCCGUGUUUCUUUAAGAGCAUGAUAGUGGUUCAUAAAUUGCUUCCGCCGGAUCUAAUAAACAUGUGGAAACUGGUCAACAGUGACUUGAUCUGUUCGCAGAAAAUGGAAUUCUUAUAGUCUAAGGCGUUGCUACUGUUUCUAAAUCUGAAGGAUCUCAGAAUUCAAUCAUAAUUGAAGAAAACGAAAUGAAGGAUCUGCAGAGAGAACUUUGAGGUUACUCAAAGACAAAGUACUCCUUUUUUGAGGAGAUUUCUGGACAAUAUUUUAAUUUAAGUUAUGUAUCAAAUGACAUACUAUGUAAGUUGGAACGUCCAAACCUGUUGGACGUUCUUUCUUCUGUGGAACCCAAAAAUAUUUUGGUCCAUGCAAUGAAAGUCAAAGAGGUCUAAUAUUUUGGACUCCAUUUACAUUUAAUGUAUUAAAAAAAGACAUAAGGUGUGUGAAUGAUGGCAGAAUUUUUAUUUUUGAGUGAACAGUCACUUUAAGUCAUACAUCAAAAACAAAUAGAAGGAAACUAGUCUCUACCUCACCGCUUUUGUUUUAGUCUGCCCCUCUGUGGAUGAAUGUUACCUUAACAUGCUUUCAGAGUGCAUUCAAUAAAUAAGACCAUGUUAUUUUUGCUGCAAUGGUGUACUAAAAUUACAUUACAUAAUGUACAUAUAUUUUAAUGAUAGUUGUUCUUCAAGAGGUUAUAUCAUUUUUAAAGCUUGUUCUUUUCAGCUCUACACAUUGGCAUUGUUCGAUUUGCCCAUAGACUUGAGAUGCAUUUGGUAGAGGGUUUACUUUAAAACUGUGAAACAUCAAACUGUCUGGUACAUGUACGUUUUGUCUUAAUUUAUGAAAUACCUCCUUGAAUCAGAGGGGGCGGAUUCUGGUGUAUGAUAUUUAAUUGUACUUGAAGGUUACGCAAAACACUACAUGGUCUGAUUGUGUAAAAAAAUGACUAGAAUGAACAAACUAAGGUGAAAAUGGAUUGUUAUGUGUAAAUAAACAUUUAUUCAAAAAGAAAAA